UUGGUUAUAUCAGCCUUGUCCGUUCUACCCCGAAGAUGAAUGCUGUGGGCUAUGUUGCGCUUUUCGUGGUUCUACCACUUGUCGUAGCAGAUACAUUGAGGUUCCACCCACGAGCUCGUGGCCGAAGUAGCUCAAAAAUGGCGGAAGGAGAACUCGAAAUGCUUGCGGAAAAAUUCCUUGGUGGUCAAAAACCAACAAACUUGAAGGACUUUGUGUUCAAGAACUGUGGAGGAAACACUGGCAGUACCUUCAAUUUGAACAUUACUCCUGAUCCAAUACAAUUCCCAGGAACUCUCAACAUUGAUGCUGAUAUCGAUUUAAAGCAGGCGAUUGACUCUCCUCUGGCGGUGUCAUUGAAAAUGAAGAGGAAUUUCAAUGGUAAUUGGAUAGAAGUGCCAUGCAUUGCCAAUAUUGGGUCCUGCACCUACACCUCCUUGUGUGAGGCACUGGCACCAGUAUCAUGUCCACCCCAGCUUACCAAAGCUGGAAUUGGCUGUCACUGUCCAUUCAAAGCAAAAACCUACACCGUUAAAGGUAUGUCCAUAGAUGUGGAUGCCUCUGCUUUCAUAUCGGGAGAGUUUCAAGUCCAAGCUAAUGUGACCUUUGGAACAGACUCGAAAUACAACCAAUGCAUUGAUGCACAGUUUACUGUUGCUUAGUUUUGUAGGAAGGAGAAUGAGACAUGCUGCUGAGCAACACUGUGAAGAUGUCAUUCACCAUCACAUUCAUGUAUCAUUCUCUUCUUCACGAUAGUCAGCUCAAACAUCUUCAAGUUACAUCAGUGUAGCAACUCUUUUACAGCAUUCUGUACAACUUCAAACAGAAAUUACAAUACUUGGUAAUUUUGUUAUUUUUGCAUUACCAAAAUAUGAUGAGAAUGUUUUACCAGAUUGUUAAGAUGAAACAGUUGUGGACAUGCUGUUUUUUUAUAUGAAAUGUGACCUUUUAUUUUUCCUCCUCUAUACCUUGGUCCAUAUUUAGGCCUCGGUCCUAAUUGUGUAUCUUUAUUUUCUUCCUAAUGAAGUCACAAACAAAUCAUAAUAAUGCCCUGAAUCUUUAAAUAAGGUGAUAAAGUGAUUUCCCAACUUGACCAAAGUAAACAAAUUUUUGAUAUAUUGAAAACCUGUAUUAAUGUAAUAUUAAUUUCAGUUUUGCACGCCACAAUAAUUGAACUCCGCUACAAUAAUUGAACUCCGCUACAAUAAUUGAACUCCGCUACAAUAAUUGAACUCCGCUACAAUAAUUGAACUCAAAAUUUUGUAUGAAUUGAAGAAUAAUGAUAAUGAAAGGAGUGGAAAUUUACUCCUUGAUACUAGUGGCUUGAACUUGUGUGUCAAAGAGAUUGCUAACUUUUUCUUUAUCUUUAAGUGUAUUGCUGAUAUACAUUUAUGUAACACAACAUGCAUAUUUCCUAAAUAUUAAACCAUCAAGCAUGUACUCUGUGAUAACCAACUCAUUUUGGAAAUCCCUUAUUUUUUUAAUUGUUACCGUGUAAUAUUUGAUCCACUUAAAGUAUUUGAUUAAUGAGCAAAUGAAAUAUACAUGCGUUACUCUAAUAACAGUUCUGACAAUGUGAUCAGUACCUUGUGAUGCACUCAACCUGAGUUUUAUCCUUUCAGUAGUAGAGUCAGUCUGUCAGUCAUUUUUUAAGAGUAAUUGAAACAUAGAUUAAAAUCAUGUGUAUUCAGUUAAAUGUGUGUAAACAGAUUUGAUGUAGACAUGUCAAUGAUAUUUAUUGCAUACAUUAAAAGGAUUGUACAUUACAAGUUUAUGAUUAGGAGCUAUAAUUAUUGAGGAUUUCGUAUAUUAUCUGUGAUGUAUGAUAUUUUAAUAUAUACCUUGAAAAGUUUUAGAAAUAGAAUAAUAGGAUUUAAAUCUAUGACUAAUUUAUAGAAAAGUUGGUGUAAAAAUUGUUAAAAUGUACCAAAAUUAACAUUUUCCAGACAUCACUUGGGUUGAGGUUCUUGCUAUGCUAUAAACUUAAGACUAGCAUACAUUCCAUUAUUUUUUUCCGUUAGACACGUGUUUUAGCUAUUCAUUAGAAGUAACUUUGAUGUUGGCUGGACCAAAUGUAGUGCCCUGUAGUUCUUGUAUGAAGUGUGCUGAUAUCUUUGCUGUUGUGUUUAGACUUCUGUAUGUUGUGUCAUGCACUUGCAUAUGGUUACUUUGUGAUUGGGCGUGUCUGUACCGGACAGUCCUAGUAAGUAAAAAGAUACAUCAGUGUCAAUGUAAUAACAUUGGAACAAGUUAUAUCCUGAGCCUUUAGGCGAGUGAUGUAUCAAAUUAUUGAACGGUUUUAUACAUGUAGUUUUUAUAUUACAUUACCACAAGUGUAGGUUCUGAAAAAUAUCAAAUACUCUCAAAUUAAUUUCCGUUUAAGGCAGACUUAUUUGGAUGAAGACGGUACAUUUUCCACUACCAAGACAGUCAUGUAACGUCAUCAAGAUUCGACUUUGGUUUUCUGAUCUGUUUUUAAAGUGCUAUAUUUACAAUGUACAGAACAAUGAAGUAACAAGUUUACACAAGACUUGUAGUCGUCUUCAAUAAAUACAACACUCAUGUGAGCUGUAAUUUAAGAAUUUGGCGUGUAGGUUUGUAGCUCAAGAAUUGGGCUUGUAGAUUCUUUGUAAUUCAAGAAUUCUGCUUGUAGACUGUUCCUAUGUGAAGGCAUAUGCAUUCUCAUUUGUUGACUUUUAUUUUGAAGUGACUUACCAAGCGAAAUUUAACUAUAUUUGUCUUAUUUCAAAUAUUUGCUUCACUUUUUUUAACAUAAUACUAUUUACAUUAUGAUUUUUGUCAGUUAUUACUCAGUUCAAUUUUUGAUGUCAAAGAAAUAUGUGUCUUAACCAUAUAAAGUUAUAUUUAUGUACAUGUGUAUAUCAUCAGAUCAGUGGACCAUUGAACAAGAUGGUUGAAAAAAUGACUUCCAAUUAUUUGGACUGAAGCAAUGCAUAUAAUUGAAAAAUAAUUCUGUAAUUGGACAUUGAAAGUUUGUACCAAUACAUUAUGUAUUUAAUUCAACAAUGUAAAAAUAAAGAGAUCUGUUAUUUUUUUGUAAUAUCAAUGAAGUGAUGAUCUGGUUACUUUUGGUAAGUUUAUUGUUAAUACCUCAAACACAUCUGUACAGCUGAUGUACUGUUCUGAUAUUAGGAAUUAUCAUGUGCCUUUUUAUUGAAUCACUCUCAAUUAAAAUAGUUACACAUUA
Molecule: messenger RNA, 3205 nt
Organism: Ylistrum balloti
Lineage: Eukaryota; Metazoa; Mollusca; Bivalvia; Pectinida; Pectinidae
Product: ganglioside GM2 activator-like
Exons: 5
Coding region: 36-659 (207 amino acids)
Biological process (GO): ganglioside catabolic process; lipid transport
Cellular component (GO): cytoplasmic side of plasma membrane
Molecular function (GO): lipid carrier activity; enzyme activator activity
Source: RefSeq, a predicted model, not a curated record